AUGAGGCCCGCGAAUGAGCACGCAUCUGUUCAGUCAGUACAGUGCGGCAAAACUGUGGCGCUGGACGCACGUCGCGAACAGAUUUUGGCCGCAUCUGCCGCUCGAGCAGUUCACCAGCUUGUCUACGGGGGCCAUCGUGCCCAAUUUUUCCGCCGACAUUCUCCGUGGGGGCGACGAGCUCAGGUAUAUUGGCGUCAAGAUGAGCUCUAUGGAGGACACGACUGGCCGGGGUCGGAGAACAAGCUGGCGCCUUUGAGUGCCGACGACGUGAAUCUCUCUCGGCUUGAAACUCUCGUCUUUGAGACGCGCGUUAUUUCUGCGUUCACCUGUCUCUUCCGCGUGCUCCGCGCACCAUCCUUGUCGCGAAUGGACUUGCAAGGAUGGGGUGAUAAGUAUCGCGUAUAUGGAAGUGUAUCAGGCGUCAUUUUCCCGAGCGUUGUGGCAAUAUCUGUAACGCGUAUCGAGCAUCUCGCGGACGAGAACACUGUUGAAGCAUCCAUCUGUUGUAACCGUCAUCGAUAG
Schizophyllum commune H4-8 is the source of this 522-nucleotide messenger RNA. RefSeq lists its product as uncharacterized. Lineage: Eukaryota; Fungi; Basidiomycota; Agaricomycetes; Agaricales; Schizophyllaceae. The coding region runs from base 1 to 522 and encodes 173 amino acids. The record is from RefSeq and is a predicted model, not a curated record. The transcript has a single exon.